GAGCCUGGAGGACACAGGCUGCAGGUGGCUCAGGUGCCUAAGGAGUUUGGGGAAAAGAAGGCAGCCAUCCCAGAACUGACUCUGGAGCCCUUAACACUCUAAGCACCCAGGAAUCCACGCAGCCGGGAACUAUUUGAUUCACCGGUCCGAAAAACACAGCCAGCAGGUCCAUGGCUGGCAGGCCUGUGCCCCCCGGACGCCAGGAGGAGGAGGCCAAAGACCAUGGGCUGAAACUAUCAGCAGUGCGGCCUCUAGGCCACCUGCCCAGCAUCGAUGAAACCCGAUCAGCUGGCCUGGGCCCGGCCUCCCGCCGUGGCUCCGUGCUAGGUCCGGUCUUGUCCUUUUCACGCCGCAACUCGCUGGCAGGGCCAAGUGCAGGCCCUGGGGGUCGACGCCCAUCCCUGGGCCCCGUGCCCCCUCUAGGCUCACGGGUCAGCUUUUCUGGCUUGCCCCUGGCGCCCACCCGCCGGAUGGCGCCCUCGUACCGCACGGAGCCGGCGCCAGGGGAGCGCUGGGAGGCCGCGCGUGCACAGCAGGCCCUGGAGGCUGCGUUGGCCGCGGGACUGCGGGACGCAUGCUACUCGGGCGCAGAGGCCGGGCGGCUGGCGCAGGAGCUGUGCGAGCUGGUGCGCAUGCGCCUGCGCGAGCUCAGCCCGCCGCGCUACAAGCUGGUGUGCAGCGUGGUGCUGGGGCAGCGCGCCGGCCAGGGCGUCCGCGUGGUCAGCCGCGCGCUCUGGGACGCGGCGCGCGACGGGUUGGCCUCGGCUGCCGUCACCAACGCCUCGCUCUUCGCCGUGGCCACGGUCCACGGACUCUACUGCGAGUGA
Odocoileus virginianus texanus is the source of this 827-nucleotide messenger RNA. It is a transcript of the gene DYNLT4, whose product is annotated as dynein light chain Tctex-type 4. Gene Ontology annotation, biological process: microtubule-based movement. NCBI's taxonomy places the organism in Eukaryota, Metazoa, Chordata, Mammalia, Artiodactyla, Cervidae. The record is from RefSeq and is a predicted model, not a curated record. Gene Ontology annotation, molecular function: dynein intermediate chain binding. Gene Ontology annotation, cellular component: cytoplasmic dynein complex; cytoplasm.